AUGUCUAAAGACUCGUUCUUGCUAGAAGAAGAAGAAGACGGUGCAAUUCCACUCAAUCUGGCCACGUUCAGCUCCAAAGUCAAUAAAAACAAGAAUCUCUUGCGCCAGCCGAUCUGGACGGAUUUGGGAACUGACCAGUUGAGAAGUGAUGCUAAGGUGAAGAAAAUCCCUGACCAGACGAUUCUUAAACUGCUUCAUAGCGGCAUGGGGGACGAUUCGUUGACUGAUUUUUUGUCGAACGGGUAUAACGCGGAGUUUUCCGUUUUGGCAAACGACAAUUGCAAUGUUUCAGAUAGUUGGCUGAAUGUGACGAGUGAUUUUCCGGUAAACCAUACAUUCAGCAACGUCAGGAUGCGUUCUACAAGCGGGAGCCACCACCAUCAUCAACAGCUGAACGAGUACCCAGCGUUGCAUACGCCGCAGGUCGGCAGAACUCGCCAGAUGUCGCUGGAAAAGUACCAGACUCCCAUUGGACGCAUUGUGCGUUAA
Candidozyma haemuli is the source of this 489-nucleotide messenger RNA. RefSeq names its product Cta6p (gene CTA6). The coding region runs from base 1 to 489 and encodes 162 amino acids. The transcript has 2 exons. NCBI's taxonomy places the organism in Eukaryota, Fungi, Ascomycota, Pichiomycetes, Serinales, Metschnikowiaceae. The record is from RefSeq and is a predicted model, not a curated record.